AUGUUUGGAAUUCGCACGCCAAUGAAGAAGGUGACAGAAACAGAGGCUCCGUCCCCACAAAAAUCACCACACCUGACGGAGAAGGCAGGACCUUCUCAACUAAAUUCGACACAAAUCCUCAGUGUGAGACGUAGUAUUGGUGAAUGGGAGUCUGGAGCCAAUGUUGGACAGAAGAAGUCUGCCCCUUUGGUCCCUUCAGGACCAAGGGAGAGGAAGCCGCUUUCCCAGGAAACCAGACUGAGUGAUCGGAGAGCAUCAGCGGAGAGCAUGAAGACGCCCCCACUUAAGCCGAAGUACAGCAGCAGGAUGUCAGAAGCCAAGGCCUGCCUAGUGAAGGCUAAAACAUUACUGGGCGAAUCACGAAACCUUAAGGCAGACAUAAAGCACGGCGUAACGCAGGCGGUCGAGCGGCUGUACCAGCUGGUUAAGGAAGCGGGGGGAAGCAAAGACCAAGCGUCAAAAGGCGAUAGUGAGCACCGGGAGGGAAGGGAUGAGGCGCUGAAUAGCAGUCCCGAAUCACCGCAAAGUGAGCUUAUGAGGGAACUUAUUACAAACUUGAAGGACCACAAAAACGCGCUCCAGGACUGUGCAGAGCACACCCUUGCCCUCUCUAAGGACAUACAACAUGCACAUUCCGAUAUAGCUGAGCAGAGACCCUCUUACGCGGAGGUUGCGAGACUCACCAAGUCAAUCGAAGACCUCAAAACAAACCUGAGCAACCAAACACACCCGCAGCCUGCCCACCUAGAGUCAGCACAACACCAGAAACAUGCCCACAUUGCACCAAUGCACACCAUCAUUGUCACGUCCGAUGAUAAAGAAGAGAGCGGACAGGAAGUAAUUACCAAAAUAAGAAACGCAUUGGAUGCAAAAAACACCGGGAUAAGAGUGGAUAGGUUGCGAAAAGCCAGAGACCAAAAAAUCGUUAUAGGCUGCCACAACAAACGGGAACUCGAAAGGGUCAGCGAAGCGGUGAAGUCCCGCAACCUCCAAGUAAAAGAAGCGCAAAACAAAGACCCACUCGUCAUCUUAAGGGACGUCCUCUCAGUGCAUACUGACGAGGACAUAGUAAAAGCGCUUAAAAACCAAAACGGUCACCUGUUCGCUGACAUCGAGGAAGUAAGGGCCACUGUCAGAUAUAGGCGUAGAGCAAGGAACCCACACGUCUCCCAUGUAGUGAUCGAAGUGUCCCCCACGGUAUGGCAGCGUCUCACCGCGGCGGGUCGUGUACACAUUGACCUACAGCGGGUCCGUGUGGAGGACCGGUCGCCGCUGGUGCAAUGCUCGCUGUGCCUUGGGUACGGGCACACCAAGCGCCUCUGCAAGGACACUCAUAUUGUUAAGGGCGACGCAGAUGACCAAGUAGUGAAGAGUGCUGGUGCUCCACCAGGUGUGAAAUUGUACCGCGUGUUCCAAGCCAACCUACAAAGGAAAGAGCUAGCAACAAACGAGCUUAUGCUUGAGGCAAGUAAAAGGAGAGCGGCCUUUGCACUGCUCCAGGAGCCGUAUGUGGGUAGCUCAAGUGGCAUGAAAGCCUACAGAGGAGCGAGGAUUUUCCAGAACACUGAACAGGAAGAGGGAACUGUCAAAGCGGCAAUCGCAGUCUUUGACCAAGACAUGGACAUAGUACAGUUCCCAGAACUCACCACAAACAACAUCUUAGUGGUGAAGAUCCGAACCAGUGCCUGGGAAAUGACUGUGGUUUCAUGCUACUUUGAACCAGACCAGCCCAUAGAGCCAUACUUGGAGCAGCUAAAGGGAAUCCGCCGUAAAUUGCGACCGAAGCUGUUCCUCAUCGGCGGGGACGUAAACGCCAAAAACACCUGGUGGGGCAGCAGCAAAAUAGAUUGCAGAGGUAGUGAGGUAUCUGGUGCUAUGGAAGAGAUGGAAAUGCAGGUGCUCAACGAAGGAGAUGUCCCUACCUUUGACACCAUUAGAGGCAACAAGAGAUACGCAAGCCAUGUAGACAUCACAGCCUGCUCAUCGGACAUGCUGAGCUUGGUGGAGGACUGGAACGUAGACGAACAGAUAACCAGCUCUGACCACAACACCAUCAUCUUCAAAGUCAGGCUCGCAAGAGCGAAAGGCACGGACAUCCAACGGACCACGCGAGUCUACGGCACCAAAAGGGCCAAUUGGAUUCAAUUUCAUGAGACAUUGGAACAAUUGGUGGCCGGUGGUGCCGUGGACAAAGCCAAAAUAGAAGGGGUUAACACCAUAAGGGAAUUGGACUUCUUGAUGGAGGGGUAUACGAACAUUGUCAAAAAGGCAUGCGAAGACACUCUCUCCAAAAAGAAGCCCAAUCAAAAACUUACCUUACCUUGGAUGUCCGAGGAGCUUGACAAAUUGAGGAAGGAGGUCUUGACCAGGAAGCGGCGUGUCCGAUGCGCAGCACCAGUCCGGAGAUCCCGGGUUGUCGCUGAGUACCUGCAAAUGAAAGAGAAGUAUGAAAGGGAUGUAAAAAAGGCCCAGAUAUCUAGUUGGAAGGAGUUCUGUGGGAAGCAGGAUAGGGAGGGUGUAUGGGAGGGUAUCUACAGAGUUAUAGGUAGGACCGCCAAGCGACAGGAAGAUCUGCCCCUGGAGAUAGAUGGUAGGACUGUAGACAUGCGCGAAUCUGCUAGAGCCCUGACUGAGACUUUCUACCCUGAGGAUUCGGCGGACCGUGACACGGCAUACCACCGACAAAUACGAGCGGAGGCCGACAGAGUGAAUGGUGUUUCUCGGGACGAAUCCCGGGACCCGCCUUUCACAAUGGAGGAGCUCCGAGCAGCGGUAGAAAGUUUCAAUCCUAAAAAGGCACCCGGUGCAGAUGGUUUUACGGCGGAUAUCUGCAGUAGAGCGAUCUCAUGUGACCCAGGACUUUUCCUAUCACUGGUUAACAAGUGCCUGGAGCUUGAACACUUCCCGACCAUCUGGAAGAAGGCCACAGUAGUGGUCUUACGUAAGCCGGGGAAAGACAAUUACCGGAACCCCAAGGCAUACAGGCCGAUAGGGUUGUUGCCAGUGAUGGGGAAGAUCUUUGAAAAACUGGUCGUAGGUAGACUGAAAUGGCAUAUCCUCCCUAGGAUUAGUACUCGCCAAUAUGGCUUUAUGCCCCAAAAAAGCACUGAGGACUCGCUCUAUGAUCUAGUGAAUUAUAUACGUCUGAAAAUAAAAGCAAGAAAGCUUGUAACGUUAGUCUCGCUGGACAUAGAGGGGGCCUUUGACAACGCUUGGUGGCCAGCAAUAAGAGUCAGAUUGGCUGAGGAAAAGUGUCCUGCAAAUAUCCGGAGAGUGCUUGACAGCUACCUACGAGACAGACAGGUCACAGUGAGAUAUGGGGGGGAACAGCAUACAAAGAAUACAACGAAAGGUUGUGUACAGGGAUCGAUUGGCGGUCCUAUCCUGUGGAACCUUCUCCUGGACCCUCUCUUAAAGGGGCUUGAGGAGCGAGGGGACUAUGUCCAAGCAUUCGCCGACGAUGUCGUCCUCGUGUUCCACGGAGAAACCGCGUUAGAGGUCGGGAGGCAGGCCAAUGCCGCCCUCGCCUAUGUCCAAGAUUGGGGAAAGAGAAAUAAACUCAACUUUGGUCCACAGAAGACUAAAGCCAUGACUCUAACAAAUAAAUUAAAAUACGAUACCCCAAUCUUGGAUAUGGGCGGGAUCGGCAUCGAAAUGUCGAACGACAUAAAGAUCUUGGGACUGCAUAUUGACAGGAAGUUGACCUUUAACAAACACGUUACAGAGGUAUGCAAAAAGGCCAUUGCAAUUUAUAAGCAACUCUCCAGAGCAGCAAAGGUGGAUUGGGGUCUUCACCCAGAAAUAGUCAGAACUAUAUAUAAUGCUACAAUCGAGCCAGUAAUCCUUUAUGCCGCUAGUGUCUGGGCUCCGGCAGCCGACAAGCUAGGGGUGCAGAAACAGCUGAACAACGUCCAGAGAGGAUUCGCACAAAAACUGACGAAAGCGUACCGAACCGUAUCCCUUAACUCUGCCUUGGUGCUGUCUGGGUUGCUCCCACUUGACCUCCGGAUUAAGGAGGCAGCCGCCCUAUAUGAGGCCAAGAGGGGGGUGUCCCAGCCGACACUAGGGGAUAGAGAAGUGGAACGAGUCGUUGGAUAUGCCCAGGCUCCACACCCGGCGACGCAUAUGAAACUGGAGUUCGUCUGUCUGGUAGACCAAGAGCAGGUCGACUGCCAUAACAAGCAAGCAGUUCGUAUAUAUACGGAUGGCAGCAAAAUUGACGGCAAGGUCGGGGCAGCUCUAUCCGUGUGGGAUGGAGAUGCUGAGACCAAAACCGUCAAGUUGAAACUGUCUCCGUAUUGCACGGUCUACCAGGCUGAGCUGCUGGCCAUAUGCGAAGCCACUAGGGUGAUUUUGGCGUGCCAUCAAACGAGCUUUGGCAUAUACAGCGACUCAAGGUCGGCGCUCGAAACCAUCGUUAACUAUGACUCGAAGCACCACCUAGCUGUCACAACACGAGCAAAUGUUGCAACGGGCAAACUCCAGAACAAGGAGAUAUCCUUCUUCUGGAUAAAAGCACAUGCCGGUCUAGAAGGCAAUGAAAGGGCGGACCAACUGGCGAAGGACGCUGCGCAACGGGUGAAGACAAAACCGAACUACGAUCUUUGCCCAGUCUCAUAUAUAAAAAGACAGAUCCGGAUUGAGUCCCUUGAGAGGUGGAACGAUAGGUAUCAGGCAGGAACAACAGCCUCAACUACAAAAGUAUUUUUCCCAGACGCGAUAAUCGCACAUAAGACCAUCAAAAAAUUAACAAUAACGGGAGUCCUGACGCAGGUACUGACUGGGCACGGUGGGUUCUCCGAGUACUUGAACAGGUUCAAGUGCAAGGAGAACCCAUCGUGCAUCUGUGAGCCAGGAGUAGAUGAGACCAUCGUCCACCUUCUCUUCGAAUGUCCCACAAACGCACCCCUCAGGUACGAGAUAGAGCAAGCAUUAGAGACCACACUGUGUAGAGAGAGAGCAAGUGAAAUUAUAGCGGACAAAACUAGACGAGCAACGUUUAUCGAAUAUUGCCAAAUUGUGGCGAACAGAGCAAUUAAAAGAAACAAAGAGCAAUAA
Pectinophora gossypiella (pink bollworm) is the source of this 5058-nucleotide messenger RNA. RefSeq lists its product as uncharacterized. Gene Ontology annotation, molecular function: nucleic acid binding; RNA-DNA hybrid ribonuclease activity. The record is from RefSeq and is a predicted model, not a curated record. Lineage: Eukaryota; Metazoa; Arthropoda; Insecta; Lepidoptera; Gelechiidae. The coding region runs from base 1 to 5058 and encodes 1685 amino acids. The transcript has 2 exons.